Messenger RNA from Prinia subflava (tawny-flanked prinia), 1804 nucleotides. RefSeq names its product endoplasmic reticulum lectin 1 (gene ERLEC1). Gene Ontology annotation, cellular component: endoplasmic reticulum lumen. Gene Ontology annotation, biological process: retrograde protein transport, ER to cytosol; endoplasmic reticulum unfolded protein response. Bases 25 to 1620 code for a protein of 531 amino acids. The transcript is spliced from 14 exons. The record is from RefSeq and is a predicted model, not a curated record. NCBI's taxonomy places the organism in Eukaryota, Metazoa, Chordata, Aves, Passeriformes, Cisticolidae.
CUGUGGCGGCGGGCGCUGCCCCGGAUGCCGCUGUCCGCGGCGGGCGCUGCCCCGGUUGUUGAUCGCGGCUGCCGGAAGCCGACGUGGCGGCGGCGCGGCGCGGCCUCGGCGGAGCCGCCGGCCGGCAUGAGGGGCUGCGGGCUGCCGCCGCCGAGCCCGGCCCCCCGGAGGGGCUGCGGGCUCCGGCCGCCCUGCCCGGCCCCGGCACUCCUCUGCGGGCUCCUGGCGGCCGUGGCGGCGGUGGCCGAGGGCGGCCGAACGCUCCCGCAGCUCAGCGACGACAUCCCGUUCAGGGUGAACUGGCCGGGCACCGAGCUCAGCCUGCCGACCACUGGUGUCUUGUACAAGGAGGACAAUUAUAUCAUCAUGACCACCGUGGAUAAAGAGAAGUACAAGUGUCUCCUGCCUUUGAUAGCCAGUGGCAACGAGGAAGAAGAAAAGGACUAUAAAGGUCCUACUCCAAGGGAACUGCUGGAGCCUCUCUUUAAGCAAAGCAGCUGUUCCUAUAGAAUUGAAUCUUACUGGACUUACGAGGUCUGCCAUGGGAAACACAUCCGUCAGUACCAUGAGGAGAAGGAAACGGGGCAGAAAAUAAACAUCCAAGAAUACUACCUGGGGAAUAUGAUAAUGAAGAACCCGUUGUCAGAACCAGAUCAAGAAGAGAAGGAAAAUUCCAAAGAUGGUGCAAAAGAGAUCCCCACAAAAAACAUCGAAGGGCAGAUGACACCCUACUACCCCGUGGAGCUGGGCAAUGGCACUCCCUGCAGCCUGAGGCAGAACCUGCCCAGGUCCAGCACAGUGAUGUACAUCUGCCACCCCGAGGCCAAGCACGAGAUCCUCUCCGUAGCAGAAGUCACCACCUGUGAAUACGAGGUGGUGAUCCUGACCCCGCUGCUGUGCAACCACCCCAAAUACAGGUUCAGAGCUUCCCCUGUGAAUGACAUCUUCUGCCAGUCCCUGCCAGGAUCCCCACUUAAACCCCACAACUUGGAACAGCUGGAGAAACAGCAGGAAAUGCUGAAGAUGCCUUUUAGGAGGGUUAAGGAGGAAGAAAUGCCUUCAACGAAAGAAGAGAAAUUCUCUUCUAUCCACAAGCCUGUGGCUGUUGGGAGCCACCAGCUGUUAACAGUGGGGACAACCCACAUCUCCAAACUGACUGAUGAGCAGCUCAUCAAGGAAUUCCUCAGUGGUUCCUACUGCUUCCAUGGGGGCGUUGGCUGGUGGAAAUACGAAUUCUGCUACGGCAAAUACGUCCACCAGUACCACGAGGAUAAGGAAAGUGGCAAGACCUCUGUGGUGGUGGGUACGUGGAGCAAAGAGGAGCACAUCGAGUGGUCAAGGAAGAACGCAGCCAGGACCUUCUACCUGCGAGAGGAUGGCACCCAGACAGUCAGGAUGGUGUCUCAUUUCUAUGGAAAUGGAGAUGUUUGUGACUUGACAGACAAGCCAAGGCAGGUGACUGUGAAAUUGAAAUGUAAAGAAUCAGACUCUCCUCAUGCUGUGACCAUUUACAUGUUGGAGCCUCAUUCUUGCCAAUACAUCCUUGGGGUGGAGUCUCCAGUCAUCUGUAAAAUCCUGGAUACAGCAGAUGAAUACGGGCUCCUCUCGGUGCCCAGCUGAGGACAGCAAAGCCCCCAAGGCCAAAUCAUGGCAUUCUCAUGGGAACAGUGUCUGUGAGCUGACAAAGGCCUCACCAGCACAGCUCUCCAAGCUGAGGGACUUGUGAACCACUUUGUGUAUAACUAUGUGUAUAUAAGAGCUUAUUGAUAAACUUUUAAUGAUUAAAACCUUGUCUUGCACUUCC